Messenger RNA from Adineta ricciae, 345 nucleotides. Lineage: Eukaryota; Metazoa; Rotifera; Eurotatoria; Adinetida; Adinetidae. The record is from the annotation of a GenBank genome assembly.
AUGAAUCGGUUUACUCCAUCGAAAUCAAACAAAGCAUUCGUGCGUAUUCAAGGUAUUUUUGAUCGUACGUUUAAUCCAACGAGUUCUCAACAGGAGAUCCGGUAUAUUGUUCUUGAUGGCAGCAACGACGAUGCUGCUGCGAAUGGAAACAGUUUACAAGGUAGUACAACACAAGCUCAAGGAACUUCAGUAUCUCCUGGUGCUUCGCAUGGUAUUGAUCAGAUGGUUACCAAUAGUUUAUCUGCGACAUAUACUGAUACAGGUGAUAAUAUGAAUGCAGAUGGUAUAAGUUCUAAUGAAAUUGGCAAUGAUACGAGUAGCUGCUUAAUUCGACUUAUAAUAUAA